CUUCGAGGUCGCCCCCGUCCGCGUCAGUUAAAGAAUCCCAGACUUUCUGCACCUGCUCUCCACCGAGCCCCUCGGUGCAUAACUGGAUCACCAGGCCCUCCCGGUUCGCGCCGCUAGUGUCUUACUGGCCGCUAGCGCGAUGCUUUUUGUUAAAGCUGGCAUUGGCGUGUUUUGGCGUGUUACCGCUGUAAUUUGCAACGCGUGGCGCGCACAGGUGCUCCAAAAGACGCUUUGCUUGCAUUCUUGAGAGCAGUGCGGCCAAGCUAGCCCCAAAAAACCUGCAUAGCCAAAACACCUCAGCCCACAAUUUGAGCAAUGGCGCACAAAUGGCUGCUGCUCCUCGUCAGCUCAUGCACUGCAUUCACCGCACCACGCCGUCACGCGGCAUUGGAGCGCCACGCGGCGCUGCACCGCCUCGGAGCGACGUCGACGACGACGACCGAGAUGUUCGACAGCGCCGAGGCGAUACUACAAAGGGAAGCCACCUUAAAAAUAGGCAACGUGCGCUUCACGCGCGUCCUCGACGCCGACGACGAUGUAGAAAGGGAGCCGCUGCUCUACGUCCCGGGCAUCGAAUUUAGAGGUAUCUCCGUCGCGGCGCAGCUCCCGAACUUAAUUGAGAAUGCCUACGACCCGUGGUACUGCUGGGUCGACGGGGAGGAUCGGAGUUCGUUUGAUGAAGUGGUGGAAGCGGUGUCACAAUUCGUGCGAGACAAGGGCGGUAUCCUGGCGGGCGAGUCGAUGGGCGGACUCAUCGCCACCGCGGCCGCGCUGAAGCUGAGCGACUCCAGACAAAUAGACAAACUAAGAGGCGUCGUACUAGUCAACCCGGCCACCUCUUAUGAUAGGACGCCCUGGCCCCUCGGCGGUAGAUUAGUGUCCUCGGCAGAAGGCGUCGCCUACGCGGGCGCGAUCGGCGCCGCCGUCGGUUUACUAGCGUCGGACGGGUCCAUGGUCUCGAAGUCUCUGCAAGAGUUCUCGACGCUCGAUUUCUCGGGACUAGAAAGAGCUGUCAAUGGCGCCCAGGCUUUGGCUGACUUGGUCCCUCCGGAAACGCUGAAGCAUCGAGUAGAAAAUUGGCUCGAUGGUGGUUGUGCCAAGACGAAUGAAAGGUUGUGGCGCCUCAGAAGAAAGGGGCGCUCGACCAAGUUCUUGGUCAUCUGUGGGGAAGAUGAUCGGUUUCUACCAUCCAAGGACGAAGCGCAACGACUGAAGAAGGAACUCGAUGCGGAAGCCAUCACCUUGCGGGGCGGCGGCCACGCGGUCCUUGUAGACCCGCAGCGCCUCGACUUCGGUCAGUGUUUGAGAAGCUCCAAAGCACUCUAUGGGGCCGAGAUCCGCGCGCGCAAGCUUAAGAAAGCGCAAAGAGCAGUCGACGACUUCGUGAGGCCCAACGCGACGCAGAUCAAAGAAACGCGCGACAGCGUCGUGGACCCCUUGAGGCGGCUCGUGUCGCCGAAGUUCUUCUCGACCGUUGAAGGGAGAGUGGUCGAAGGGUUACGAGGCGUGCCCUCGCCCCAACAGGGACGACCGGUCCUGCUCGUGGGCAACCACCAGUUGUUUGGUGCUGAUCUCUCCAUACUGGUGGACGAAUUUUUGCGGGACCGCGACCUACUCAUAAGGGGAUUGGCGCACCCGGUGGCGACGAACGCGCCUUCCCUAAUAGACGGUAACCAACAACAGGGGCCGCGGCCGUCGCCCAAUUGGUGGAACGACGGGAGACGCCGCGACUCGUUUACGGGCCAGGGCAACGAGCUGUGUGGAAAUCAAAUUUCGGGCGCCCCACGCCAUCGACGCAACUUCGUCCCUGUAAGUGCAUCAGCUCGAUGGCGUGGAGUUUUUAGGCCAUGGACGCGAGUUAGUCGCGGUGACUGCGUCGGUUCGAUGGCAAUACCUAACUCACUGGUUGAUUUACACACAGGCGACGAGUCCUUCUUCCAGAAGUUCGGGGCCGUGGAAGUGACGCCGCGGAAUUUCAUACGCUUACUGCAGCGCGACGAGUGCGUGUUGUUGUUCCCGGGCGGUGUCAGAGAAUCAAAUCAUGGCAAGGGUGAGAACAACAAGUUGUUCUGGCCCGAGGAGACGGACUUCGUGCGGGCGGCGGCCAAGUUUGACGCGCUGAUCGUGCCCUUUGGGGCGGUGGGCGCGGCGGACUCCGUGACCUUUCUGCGCGACAAAACCGGCGAGCAGCCGAACAUUCCGUCGGCGCGGCGCUGGGCGAACCGCACGGAGGACUUCCGCUUUCCGCUGGCCGUGCCCACGAACCCGCGGCGGUUUUAUUUUCGCUUCGGCGAGCCGAUUUCUACCAGUGACGUGGACGCGUCGGACCGGGACGCAUGUUCACAAAUCUAUGCGCAGUCCCGGAGCUCCGUGGAGUCGUGUAUAGCGUGGCUGGUCGAGGAGCGCAAGCGCGACGCGUUCGACUCGCCUCUGGUCAGACUGCCCUUCGAGGCCGCGGGUCGAGGGGCGCAGGCGCCGACGUUUACUCUGUGAUACUAAGUUGAUGUGGUUUUCAA
This is a messenger RNA of Pelagomonas calceolata, 2516 nucleotides long. The record is from the annotation of a GenBank genome assembly. NCBI's taxonomy places the organism in Eukaryota, Pelagophyceae, Pelagomonadales, Pelagomonadaceae.